Phoenix dactylifera (date palm) is the source of this 843-nucleotide messenger RNA. Its product is annotated as protein RKD4. Gene Ontology annotation, molecular function: DNA-binding transcription factor activity. The record is from RefSeq and is a predicted model, not a curated record. Lineage: Eukaryota; Viridiplantae; Streptophyta; Magnoliopsida; Arecales; Arecaceae.
AUGGACUCUGACCAUCUCAACAGUCUCAUGAUAAUAGACGAAAAGGACUCGUUCUGGGCUCUCUUAGGAGACCCACUUCUCCAUGUCCCACCACUACAAAGGUGGAGUGAGACGGACGCUCUGGUGCCAUUUCCUGAGAGCCUGGACCAAAUCGACGACCUUCAUGGUUCGGAACCAUUGUCGGAUAAAUCAGCUGCUCUGGUUCCAUAUAAAUGCCAUUCUCCACCUCCUCUCAAUGAAUUGGCCAUGGACGACAUCAACCUUGAUUCUUUUACGGGGGACACCAACUUGACACCCUACUGCGGAGAUGUUAUCAGUGAUAUCGCACCACUGAACGUACUCACCAGUUCCCAUGAUGUUUACAAUGGCAAAACUAAUUACAACUUUCCAUUUGAAGUUUCCAAAGUAGAUCAGGUUGAAGAGAGAAGCAUUGAGAGGAGAACGAAUGGGAGGCCGAGGUCGGCUGAUAUCGGCUUCGACGAGAUUAAGAACUAUUUCUGCAUGCCAAUAAGCCGAGCAGCGAAGGAGAUGAACGUGGGGGUGACGGUCCUGAAGAAGAGAUGCAGGGAGCUCGGCAUCCCUAGGUGGCCUCACAGGAAGAUGAAAAGCCUGAUGACUCUCAUGCAUAACGUUGAGGAGUUGGGAAACGGUGCAAGUGAGGAGAGCAUGAGGAGGGAGCUGGAGAGGUUGGAGGAGCACAGGAGGCUGAUGGAAGAGAAUCCAGAGAUCGAAUUGUCGGAAAGAAUAAAGAAACUAAGGCAAGCUUGCUUCAAGGCUAAUUACAAGAGGCAGAAGGCUUUGCGAAAACCCUGCUUCGACCUCUGUAACAUAUAUUAUUCUUAA